UCUUAACGCCAUAUUUUGACUCUUUUCGUGGUUGGUCGAUUACCCGCGCCCUCUAUUCCCAAUCUCACCCUUUAUUGCCGCUUGUGGCUCAUAUCUGGCUCGGCUUCACCAAGCUGCCGUCCGACUACUUGGCUGCCUGUUUGCUCGAUGGCCCCAGUGAUGCUCAAAGCUACAGUGUAAUCGUCAAAUCUCCCUUUUUUCGACCGCCACCGAUUCUGAUCCUCUUCUUGACCCAUAAUUCCCGACGAUGCCCUCGAUCCUAUCCGAUGCGGACAAGGAAACCGUGAGACGCACAGUUCCGAAGCCCUCAAAUAAGAUCCUUACUGCCGCCGUUGCACGCUUAUAUGUGGCGUAUCCGGACCGGCAUAAAUGGACAUAUACUGGAUUGCAAGGUGCGGCGGUCAUCGCGAACGACCUGGUCGGACACACAUUCUGGAUCAAGUUGGUUGAUAUUUCGCCCUCCGGCAGAGGUGUCUUGUGGGACCAAGAGCUUUACGAUGGGUUUUCAUACAACCAAGACAGAACUUUUUUCCAUACAUUCGAAUUAGAAGAAUGCCUUGCAGGACUGUCCUUCGCCGACGAGAAGGAGGCGAAGACAUUCCUCAAGAAAGUUUCAGAACGGGAAAAGCAUGCCAGCAAAGAGACAAAAGCAACUCCAUUCGCUUCAGCGCGGGGUCAGGGCCCUGCUCCUGUAGCAAACGGGAAAACCCAUCACCGUUUCGGACUCGGAAGCCUUCUGGGACAUCGAUCAUCAUCCGCUCCCACACCACCACCGCCACCAUCAGCAGCAGCAGAAUCCAUCAUACCACCCAAACCGGCGCCAUCAGAGCUUGUCCCUGCUCCUGUGCAUCAUACAGGUCCCGACGGAAAGGCUUCCCCCAUGGAUACCGUUGAUCCAUCUUGGAAGGGGUUGCUAGAUGAGCUUCUAGCGAUGGGAAUAACGGAGGAACAAAUUGCGAAUAACGCCGACUUUAUCAAAUCAUACAUAGAAUCAAAACAAAAUGACGACCAGCAACAGUCCGCGGAGAACCCUUCCCAAGAGCUUGUCCGAAAACCAAAGGCGGCACCCCCAGCUCCACCAACAGUCCCUCCCUCCAAAGCUUCGUCAACUCCACAAAACACCGGCGGCACAAACACUCGCGGCCCGCCUCCGCCACCUCCACCGCCCCGAAAACCUCCUGCAGAUACUACUCCUCCUUCCCCGCCUCGCGAGUCCCCACCAGCAUCUCCUCCAAAGAGAGACCCAUCCCCUCUGCGGCCAAGAUUCCGAGCUCCCCCGCCGAUCGUAGAUGCUGGUAAGUAUGCUUAUACAAAUGCGCCGGCUGCAAGGAACCGGGCCGCUUCCGGUUCGCACACUGCAGGAGCUGCACCUAUACCUCCACCAAGACCUCCCAAGACACCUGAAGAUGGCCCAUCUCGACUGCAACCACCGCCCUUGCCACCAAAAACUCCCCAUGCGACCAGCCCAUCACUCGUCCCUCCUCCUCCACCCCCACGGGCAGCUGCCACACCGCCUCCGCCCCCGCCUCCCCGACAGGCUCAACCGCCAUUUUCGACCGCCACUACACCACAACCCCCUCCACCUCCACCUCCACCUCCGUCUAGUUCAGGACCGCCCGCUCCUGGACCACCGCCCCCUCCGCCUCCUCCUCCACCUCCAAGUGCGGCUCCGGCCCCACCCCCUCCUCCGCCGCCCCCUAUGCCGUCAAGCUCCGGCCCACCUCCUCCACCUCCACUUCCAAGUAGUGGUGCCGCUCCUCCAGCUCCUCCGGCUCAUCCACCACGCCCAGGUAGUGCGGCUAUGCCCAAGCCCGUUCCCGGCAAAGAUGACCUAAUGGCUUCUAUUCGCGCUGCUGGUGGGGGAGGUCUACGGAAGGUUAAAGAUUCAGAAAAACGCGACAGAAGUGCAGUAGUACUACCAGGCGCAUCAACCGAAACCCCAGCCGCUCCAUCAGCUGCUCCUCCGGCAGGUGGGAUGAUGGGAGCUCUUCAAGAAGCUCUGGCUAAGCGGAAACAGAAAGUCAGUGGAAGCGACGAUGAGAAGUCUGAUGAUGACUGGUGAUGGAAUCCCAUACGAACCGUCAGCUCCAUGCCUCCCAAGCAGCUCCUCGACUACCCUGAUUUAAGAAGCCGCAGAAUAUAUGGUUGCUACCAGAAUAGCAUUGAAGGCUGUGAGCGUGUAGAGUAAGAAAAGAAGUUAAGCUGCUAGUGCGGAAUGAUCUGUUCAGCUAUGUAAUGCCCCAAAUUGAGCUUCACAUGUUCCAUAGGGUAGUCGAUAGUGGUAUUAUCAUGGGGCUUA
Molecule: messenger RNA, 2299 nt
Organism: Coccidioides posadasii C735 delta SOWgp
Lineage: Eukaryota; Fungi; Ascomycota; Eurotiomycetes; Onygenales; Onygenaceae
Molecular function (GO): actin binding
Source: RefSeq, a predicted model, not a curated record